AUGGCUGCUUUACAACAAGGUUUCUUCCAGCAAGUACAACACAAUCACGGGCAAGCAACUGUAAUACUACUCAAAGAAUAUGCUCAGCAAAACACCAAACUCUGCAACAUGGUCGUUCGCAAGGAUUUCCUAAUUAAGUGUCGACGUACUGGCGUUUUUCCCGCACACAUCGCAAAUCCUACCAGAUGCAUCCACCCACUUCUCGAAGAGCGUAGCCCGUACACACAUAAACUACAAAGGACAGUUGAACGUUUCAGAAAAUCUAUUUUGAACAUUGAAAUCCAGCACACCUUUUACAAAAUAGGCAUCCUCAAGAAAAACCUGCAUAACGUCCCAUUCAAUAUAGAAGCCGGUGAUACUAACAAUACUUUCGCCUCCAGAUUUUUUGUAACUCAAACCCAAUCUGCAGAGUCUAAAGAAAGGCAACUGCGGAGAAAAACUGAAUCCAAGAUCGAACGCUUAAUGAUCAAAGCCAGUGCACUAUCGGAUGCACUACCCGCCUACAACGAAAAAGCCAUCCUAAAUGCCACACAGAUCCCCAUUCCAACAGACAUGGCCACACUACUGAGCCUGGGUCCAAAGUUUUCGUUCCUUAUCAACGACAUCAAACAGAUUCCGCUGUACCACGUCAUUGCUAACCUGGAAUCUAUCCUGCGCACGUCUCAAGAGAAAGCAGUGCAGGAUCGGAAUAGAAGUUUGGCAGUCAAUAAAAUACAAAACUUUCUGUCUCGAUCAAAAUGUCAACAUAACAAAGACCCACUGAGCCAAUUCUGCCGCAACGCCGCCAAAACCACAAAAAAGUUUCUUCAAGAACACCCAGAAGUAUGCGUACUAGAAUCCGAUAAAGGAAAACGGAUGGUCGUCAUGUACACUGCAGAAUACGACCAGAAGAUGCAAGAUUUAUUGGAUAAUCCGACGUACAAAAAUACGAACAAAGAUCCCACUGCAACGCUUCAACGGAAAAACAACUCCCUCGUAAGUAAACUGCUCAACUUAAAGAUAGUCGACCCAUCCACCGCCGCCCGCCUUCGCACCUACACAGCCAUUUGUCCUCGUAUAUACGGUCAGCCAAAGGCUCACAAAGCCGACCUGCCGCUUCGCCCUGUUGUCCCCAACAUCACCGCCCCCACAUACGCGCUUUCCAAAUGCAUUGCCAGCAUACUGCAGAAAGCAUUCACAAGCGAGUACAACAUAACCGAUAGCUUCGAGUUCACGAGAUAUAUCAAUACGAUCACGCUUCCUCCGAAUCACGUUCUCGUAUCAUUCGAUGUCGUUUCAUUGUAUACAAACGUGCCCCAAGAUCUCAUAUGA
Messenger RNA from Wyeomyia smithii (pitcher-plant mosquito), 1311 nucleotides. RefSeq lists its product as uncharacterized. The record is from RefSeq and is a predicted model, not a curated record. The transcript has a single exon. Bases 1 to 1311 code for a protein of 436 amino acids. NCBI's taxonomy places the organism in Eukaryota, Metazoa, Arthropoda, Insecta, Diptera, Culicidae.